AUGCCGCCCCGCCCGAACGCCAAACCGGCUUUUACCCAUUUUCUUUGUAUUCCCCUAAUCACACCAGCCUCGAGAUCACAAGUCUCGAGGAGCUUGGCCUCUUUCAAAGCAGAUGUCACGGAUGCUACCAGCUUCGACAUCCCGGAGACCGCAGUCAGGCCCCUCGGCACCCUCCACCUCACACUUGGCAUGUUGAGCCUUCCCAGCUACGAGAGCGUCCAAAAAGCGACUGCAGUUCUCCGGGGCCUGAAUCCGCCCGCAGCCUUUGCAGACAUCAAGUCGCUGUCCACGACUGCGCCUCUCGCGACGCCUGCUCCACCGGCGGAUACCAGCGUUGACCAGUUUCCGUUCCUGACUCUGAGGGGCCUGCAUUCGAUGCAGCGGCCUGAGCAGGCGUCGGUGUUGUAUGCUGCACCUGAAGAUGAUCGAGGGAUCCUACUGAGGUUCUGCGAGAGGCUGCGCGAUUCCUUCAUUGAUGCGGGCGUCAUGGUGAGGGAAGAGAGGCCCCUGCUUUUGCAUGCUACCAUCAUCAACACGAUCUAUGUCAAGGGGGGCAGGGAUGCGCAGGCAAAACGGGGGAAGAAGCUGACUCUAGACGCGACAGACGUGUUGGCGCGGUAUGAGGGAUACGUGUGGAUGGAAGGUGUGCCUCUGGAGAGGAUUGCCAUCUGCAAGAUGGGAGCGAAGGCGGUGGAUGGCGAGGAUGGGGCUGCGUACGACGUCGAGGCCGAGGUUGAUUUCUAG
Messenger RNA from Verticillium nonalfalfae, 744 nucleotides. RefSeq lists its product as uncharacterized. The record is from RefSeq and is a predicted model, not a curated record. Gene Ontology annotation, biological process: regulation of DNA-templated transcription; DNA alkylation repair. The transcript has a single exon. The coding region runs from base 1 to 744 and encodes 247 amino acids. NCBI's taxonomy places the organism in Eukaryota, Fungi, Ascomycota, Sordariomycetes, Glomerellales, Plectosphaerellaceae. Gene Ontology annotation, cellular component: nucleus.